AUGGCGACUUCUUCCACGCAGGCCAACGCGGCCUCCCAGUCAACAGCGGACCGGCCGCCUGUGCGCAAGUUCAAGGCAUCGGAUCUGCCACUGCCAUCCGCCACACGAGGUGCUAUCGAAACUCUUGCACACAACUUCAAGAAGGAGGGCGCCUACGACCAGAUUCGCAAGCAGGUCUGGGACAAGUUUGCAGCAAGCGUACGUGCCACUGCUGCCCUUGGAUGCCAUGUGCUUGAUUCUGACGGAAGACAGGACUACGAGGCCCAGGUGACGAAGCAUAUCAUCGAAGUUGCCGAACACGAAAUGGAGCGGAACCCCCAACAGCUCCUGACGCUGGAUCGUCUCAAGGCCGCAGCCCUCAUCGACGGUGCCCUCGAGCGCUCCGGCGUCUACCAAAAAGCAGAGGACGUCAUCGCACAGCUGAUCGAUGUCGAUGCAAUCGAAGAACGCAUCCGCGAGAUUCGUCGGGCUGAGAUUGGCGGGGAAGCUGCUGAGGCCGAGAGGGUCCGCGGGGCGAAGCCGGACGAGGAAUACGCGGCCGAAACAGAAGCCCGUAGGGCUGAACGAGAGCGAAUUCGAGAAGAGCUGCGGCAGAAAGAGGCUGCCAUCGAGGAAGAAAAACGACGAAUCGCCGUGGAGGAACAACGCAAGGAGGAUAAGAAGCGACACGAGGCCGAGCUCAAGCGGCAGGCGGAACGAGACGAUCGUCGACGGAAACGCGAGCAGAACCGGGAAGCCCGCGAGAAGCAACGCGAAUUGGAGAGGGACGAGCGACACAAGGAGCGUGAGCGACGCAACAACGACCGAGGCCGUGAUCGAGACCUGGACCGUGACAGGUCACGCUCACGACGACGCAGAUCCCCCUCCAAAGACAGAGAGGUACGGCCUGCGGAGUUCAAGGAAAAGCUUUCAAAGGAAGAGAACGAGAGACUGGAGCAGGAAGCCCUUGCCGAUCUUCUGCGCGAAAGUAACAAGGACACUCGAGCGCAGCCGGAGAUCGAAGUGGACUCUGACCUUGCCCCGCCUCCACGACGAAUCGGUCCCACCUCGGCCAUCCAUCCCAUCCAGAGGGAUUCUGCCUUGCGUAGGGGUAGUGAACCCUCCGGCCAGCUCGAACGGAGGAAUUCAAAGGCGACGGCGGAUGCUAGGACUACCGGCUUGGCGGAGGAGAGGCGACGGACAAGAAGUCCUUCUCGACCGUACGAACGAAACCGCGAUAGGGCGAGAGAUGGGAGCCGGACCGAAGGUUCACACGACCAAGCCGUUCUCGGCGGAGAAGGGAUGACCGUCAUGACCGAAGCCGGUCACGGGACAGACGUGAGCGGCCCCGAAGAAGCCGGUCUAGACGACGAGAACGAAGUCGAUCUCCGGUCAGGUCGAACCGCAGGGACAGGAGUCGAUCUCGAGUUCGACGCGACAAGAGUCGAUCCAGAAAUAGGCGUGAGCGCAGCCGUGAUCGAGACCGUUCCCGCUCACGCCACCGCGCUGCAGACAGGCGUGACAGGAGCCGAUCGCGGCACCGAAGGGAACGUAGCCGAUCUCGGGAAAGGGUCGGAACCGACCACUACAAUCCCAGAGACGCUGCCCGCUCGCCAGCUCGCCGACGAAGCCGAGGCCGUGAUCGCGACAAGGAUAGAGACUUUGGCAGAGGGACAGACCGUGACAAGGAUAAGGGGGACGACAACAAAGACCGAGGCAGGCGAAGCCGCUCUCGAUCCCGACCCGACUAACAGCACUCAAGAUCGUGAUGAGCGCGACAGACGAAGAAGCCGAUCUCGCAGCCAUGACAAGGACCGUGCUCGUGACCGGGAUUGGGAGAGGAGGAACCGAGACAGGAGUCGGGAGCGAGAGCGAGAACGCAAGCGCCGUGACCACAGCCGUGACCGGGACCGAGACCACGACCGUGGCCGAGACCGCGACCGUGACCGCGAUCGAGAUCGGGACCGAGACCGCGAUCGAGAUCGGGACCGAGACCGCGACCGCGACCGUGACAGGGACAGGGACAAAGACCGGGACCGACCAAGUAGACGUGAUCGAAGCCUGUCGCCUCGUCGGGAGCGACGCCAUGGUAGUCGCAGCCGACGCAGCCGAAGCCGCUGA
Drechmeria coniospora is the source of this 2100-nucleotide messenger RNA. RefSeq lists its product as uncharacterized. The transcript has 3 exons. The record is from RefSeq and is a predicted model, not a curated record. Bases 1 to 2100 code for a protein of 699 amino acids. Lineage: Eukaryota; Fungi; Ascomycota; Sordariomycetes; Hypocreales; Ophiocordycipitaceae.